GUGCUCACCCUCCCCUCUGGGGCCAGACGCAUAUGCUACUCACCAGGACGAGACGCUCGCCUGGAACAAUCCACUCUCUUAGCAUAACAGCGUUUUAUUUGGAAGCCGUGAUCCGGUGGUCGCCGCAUCGGAGUCUGUUGUGGUCCCCAGGCAGCUUAGUAAUCCCAACCUAAUUCCCCUCCCACGUUGGAGUCUUUUCUUUGGCACUCUUAGGGCUCAUUCAUGCGCUUUCUUCUUUUGCCCAGCUGGGGUCGGAGGACUAACACCUCUGGAAAGGAGAAGAAGGAGGAGGAGGUGGCUUUUGGGAGGUUGGCGUCGAGGAUGUGGAUGGAGUGCUCGUGGGUGGGUUGGAGAUGGCUGGAGCUGGAUUGGAAGGAGUGAUGUCAUCACCGAAGUGGUGGUCUUGGAGGUGAGCGCUACGGGAGGUCGCGGUCGCUGGGGUUUGGGGAGCGGGGGGUGGAGCAGUCAUGGGUGGCAGUGCGGAGGAUGGGUACGCAUCGGGAAGCAAUGAGGCGAAGGCAGGGGGAUCAUGGGGUGUGGCUCCCCCUAUCAUGCACAGCUGGUGCCUGCAGCCCGAUCAGCCAGGCAGUGCGUCGGAGUGCCCCUGGAACGACAUACGCGACAGCGGGUCCCGGCUGGGGAACGACGCGGACGACGACUGUGGGUUUGAUCUGAAUCUGGGUCUGUCGUUGGGAGGAGGAGGGGGAGGGGGAGGCAGCAAGAGCAGCAAACUGAAGAGCAAGGAGAAGGAGAGGGAGGUUCUUCUGGACAGAGACGCAUUCCGGGAGAAGGAGGGGUCGCAGGAGCAUGGGCAGCGGAGGGAUGACGGGGUGGCGAAGGAGGCGUCGCACGGCUGUGGGAUGAUGUUCAAGGUGUUGAAGACGGAUCAAGACGGAGCGAGCCAGGCAUUCUGGCAGGAUGCGGAUCGAUCAGGGAGCGAUGCGAAGGAGAAGGGUGUGGGCGGGGGUUUUGCUGGUCGGCAAGGUCCGUCGGGAGCGCAGGCAGGAGAGGCGAAUUGGCGGGGUGGAGAGAGUUCGGUGGCGGAGGACUCGAAGAUGUUCGAGCAGUACAUGUGGCAGGUGCUUCAGGGGACAUCGGGGCAGGGGGAGCAUCAGCGCGGGGAUGGGAGUCCGCAAGAUGAACCGAGGUUGAUGAAGGAGCUGCAGGGUCUUACCCCUCAGGCGGUGGCGACUGCAGCGGUGUGGGCGCGCAUGGUGGCGCAAGGUGGGUUCCCAAUGCAGCAGCUGCUGGAGGCAAUGAAAGAUGGCGUGGAUCCGGCGACGCGGGAAGGGGGGUUUCAGCGGUCGCUGUCGAUGAAGUCGUAUUCGUCCGCUCCACAGUCGGAGGUGGUGGGAGCUCCGUCUCCCACAAUGUCGCAGCAGACGGCAGGCGCGAAUGGUGAUUUGGAGAGGAGCGAUUCAGACGUGAGCAAGAACAUGCACAUGGACCAGCAGCAGCGGCAUGUGGCGAUGAUUCAGCAGCAGGAGCUGGCGGAGCAGCUGCGGAAGAAAGAGCUGCAGACGCAGAAGCGGCAGGAGGCCCGGCGGAAGAGGAAAGCGCUGCUGGAGGAGGCGAAGUCGAGGAAGACGAAGAAGGAGGAGGAGAGGGCGGGAACAGGGACAGGCGGGAGCAAUGGAAAGUGUGGGGUGGAGGGUCCUCCCGGCGGGUUGAGGAGGACGAGUUCGCUGCAGCCAUCGUGCGCGAUGAGCAAGGAGAACUCGGUGUCGUCCCCGGCGGAGAGCCAGGACGCAUCGCAGCAUGGCGGCGAGGGUGGUGGGUUGACGGCAUUCCGGAGACCGGGAAGCAGUUCGUGGAUGCAUCACAAUUGGGAAGGCAGUCCUGGGAUGGGAGGCGCGGGCGCGGCGAAGGCCAAGGUAGAGUCGAUGCACGGAGUGGGAGGUGGGGACGGGAGGACGGAGUCGGGCGAGCAGGCGUCGGAAAGCCGGCGUGGUGUGGAGAAGGCGAGGGACAGGGGUGCAAAAGAGAGCAGCAGCGGGAGCGGAAUGCACAUGGAGGCGGUGAACGAGAAUCGGAAGGGUGGGUGUGGGUCGCCGGGUGUGGUUCCGAUGGAGAAGAUGGACGUGGAUGCGAGCGGUGAGGGGAGGCAUGCAGGAAGCGCGAGCAGGCAGGAGAUGGAUCCUGCAGCAAGGGCGAUGGGCAACGGGCAGAUGGAUCCGGGAUGGAUUCAGAGGACGAUGGGGGUGCAGAUGAGCGGUUAUCAGUUGGCAGCGAUGAUGGAGAGCAAACGGGAGAAUGCAGCGAAGAUGAUGUCGAGCUUUGGGGGGAUGGCGAGAAGAGGCGACGGAGGGGCAGACAGGGCGGGUGGGGGUGCGGGUGCGGGUGCGAGUGGGUCGGGAGAGGCGGAGAGGAGUGCGAAGAAGAGCCGGGGAUCGAACCAGACGAGCUCCGGUGGGACGGAGAGCUCGGACGGGAAGGACGAGAAGACGAACAAUGGGGCGAGGAUGGAGCAGGGUGAUGCCGAAGCGCUGUCGAGCCCGGCGGGGGCGAACGGGGCCGUGGAGAGUCGAAGCAAUCCGGCGAACGGCGUGAUGGGGCCGGAUCGCAGUGCGAUGGCAAUGAUGAGCAUGCCGUUCCCAGCGGGCGGAGGAUUUCCAAUGAUGCCAGGGCCAUUUCCGUUUCCGAUGCCGGUGGCGAGCGGAGGUGGUGCGGGCGGAGUGCCGUUCAGCAUGCCGUUCCCGUUUCCGUACGUGAUGCAGUUCGGGGCGGUUCCAGCAAACCCAGGGGACGGGAACCAAGAGCAACGAGCGCACGGUGUGAUGGCGAGUCCGUUUCAGGUGGCAUUGCCUCCUGGGUAUCCAGCGUUUCAGAUCCAGACGGCGGAAGGGGGCGCAGGAUGGGCGGGUGCGGUGGUGCGGCCGCACGUCAGUCCCCCCGAAUCUCCACCUCGGAGCGGAGCAGGGAAGAGUGGGCAGGCGGGAUCGGUGCGGGAGGACGAGAGACGCGGCGGUCGAGGUGCUGGCAAAGGCAACGAACACGGUCGCAGUCGAAACGCUUCGCCAGGUGGGGAGUGUGAUCCACAGGGGUUGGUGAAGGCGAGCUCGAUGGGCAGUGGGGCGUUCAACAGGCUGCGCACGAGCGCGGGUGCGAGUUCGUCGCCGCUGGGACCUCAGUCGGCGAUGUCUCGGUCAAAGUCGGAUGCGGUGGGAUUGAGAAGGGAGGGGAUGGUGGGGAGUGCAUUUGCAAGCCUGGGGGCGGAGUCGCACGCAGGCGGGAGCGGCGGACAGGGCAGCGGGCAGGGCAUGCAAAGUGGUGGGUCGAAAGGGAGUUCAGGAGUUGGGACCCCGGGUCGCGGCGAGGGUGGCGGAUGUCGGGGAGCGGCGGGCGCAGGGGACGAGGGUGGCGGGUGUGGCGCGGGGUCGGGUAGUGCAGAGCAGGCGGAGGGGGCUGCGGUGGAGAGUGCGUCCGCAGGCGACGAGGAUGUGAAGCGACCGCAGUCGAGCGGGGUGUGGAGGCAGGGGUCGUCGGCGAGCUUGGAGGGGGUGGGGGGGCACGAGGCGUCGAGUCUGCGGCCGGGGAUCGCCGCGGGGCAACAGUUCGGGGGCACGGGGUCCCCGCCAGACCUGCCGUGGGUGACGUGCAACGGGACGAUAUCGGGCGUGCUGUACAGAGUGGAGAAGGGGCAAGUGCGGAUCGUGUGCGCUUGCCACGGGCGGCACAUGACGCCUGCGGAGUUCGUGCAGCAUGCGGGAUGCGGGGAGAUACAGAACCCGGAGAAGGCCAUCGUGGUGGCGCCGACGGUGCUGUCACAACAGGCGGCCUCAGCGCAGGCGUAGGGUGUAGGCGGGGGCGGGGGCGGGGGCGGGGGGAGGAGGGGCUGGAGUCGUGGAUUUGCGAGGAGGAGGGUGGCAGAGCGGAUUUGUCUGUAUAGUAUCUGACAGGCCUCGGAGGGAGGAGUGGGGAGGUGGAAUGAGGACCCUGGAGCGGGGCAGCGGGCUCGCAGGGCACGUCUCCCUGGUUUGUGAGGAGCUGAGCUGAGCUGAGCUGAGCUGAGUGUAGAUAGUUGUCUGCCCGGGACGUAGCGAAAGGUAGGAAAGGACGGUUGGCGCAGUGCAGGAUGUAUAAUAGCCGGCAAGUCUGUGAGUUGGGGUGGUGCGGGUCGCGGGGUGGGCAUGUGCUGUGCUGGCGUUGUACCCCUUGAAGGGAGGAGCGUGCGCAUCGUUUGGUGACAAGCAAGUGCUGGUGCGAAGGAUGAGUGGGUGAUGGGGCGGUGGUUUGGGGGGACGACAGAGGCAGUAACAUUCAUGUCCAAGAGCCGGAAGAGGGAGUUUUGCAGCAGAGUGGGGAGGUGGCGAGACAGAGGCGGGGAAGGUGGAUGGAGGCGUGCGACGUGGGAGUGGAGGUGAUGGUGGAGCGUGGUGGGGAUGGAUGUGUGUAAUGUGGCGUGUCUGUUCCGGCGGUGAUCGCUGUGGUCAGGCGAUGCAUGCAUGCAUGCACUUAUGUUGUCGUGAGUGUGGUGUCGGUGACGGUGUCGGAAGGUUUUCAUGCAGGAUUGUAUGGAGUUGGUCCUCCUCUUUUUUAUUUAUAUAUUUUUGGCUUGGAGCACGUCUGGACU
This is a messenger RNA of Physcomitrium patens, 4573 nucleotides long. The record is from RefSeq and is a predicted model, not a curated record. NCBI's taxonomy places the organism in Eukaryota, Viridiplantae, Streptophyta, Bryopsida, Funariales, Funariaceae.